Molecule: messenger RNA, 378 nt
Organism: Prosopis cineraria
Lineage: Eukaryota; Viridiplantae; Streptophyta; Magnoliopsida; Fabales; Fabaceae
Exons: 1
Coding region: 1-378 (125 amino acids)
Source: RefSeq, a predicted model, not a curated record
AUGAUCAGAACUAGAGGUCUUCAGUUGCCCAGAGCUCAUCAUUUUCACAAGUACCUUAAACCCGGAGCCCUCGCCCGCAUCCGUGACUCCCGAAUUACUGCUCGAUCGCACCGCCUUAGCUUGCUCUGCCAGAUCUCUCUUCGCCCCCCCUCAACGCCGUCGUCCCCGCGUUCAACCGAUGCUCAGUCUCAGGUCAACGUUGCCGAGGGCUCCCCUUGCUUUGCCGGGAGGACCUACGGUCCACGUUGCCCGCAACGGAAGAAGCUCGCCGCCGCCAAGUACGUGUUGUUUGUUACCGCUGCUCCUUCCAAUCUAGCCCUGAAUUCGCCCCAUCUCAUCGCCGAUUCUUUUAUCAAUGACGUUGUUGCUGCUAAUUAA